This is a messenger RNA of Diaporthe amygdali, 861 nucleotides long. RefSeq lists its product as uncharacterized. Lineage: Eukaryota; Fungi; Ascomycota; Sordariomycetes; Diaporthales; Diaporthaceae. The record is from RefSeq and is a predicted model, not a curated record. The transcript has 3 exons. The coding region runs from base 1 to 861 and encodes 286 amino acids.
AUGAGCAGCCAAUUGCCGGCCGAUGAUCGAGAUUACGACCUGACAGGCGCCCACUCGGCCUUGCUGGGCGGCAUCAUGCAUCCGCGGCUGGAUGACGCGGACGCCGGGAUGUGGGCUUGGCGCCAGCCUUGGUCCUCACCCGUCCGCGCCCCGGCCAAGCGGGUCCAAGCGUCCCUGGCCCUAGCCAAGCCUGAUGCCGACGAUGCCCUCGAGGAGUACUGGGACGCACGAGAGGACUUCCUCGAGGCAGAGCGCGUAGCGGACAACAUCCAGACCGCGCACGGCAUCCUAGGCUGUCUGGCGUUCGCCCUCUUCUUCCCUAUGGGCGCGGUGCUGAUCCGCAUUUUCCCGCGCCGCAUCACCGUCUGGCUGCACGCCGCGUGGCAGAUCUUCACCUGGUGCAUCGCGCUGGCCGUCAUGGCCAUGGGCAUCUGGAUGGCCCGCGGCAACGAGUAUAUGCAGAGCCACCACGCCAAGAUUGGUCUUGUCGUUGUCAGCGGUCUGGUCCUUCAGCCCUUCACCGGCUUGCUGCACCACUUGCGUUUCAAGAAGACUGGGAGCCGGACGCUGAUGUCGUAUGUUCACAUCUGGUGGGGCAUCCCACUGAUCACGCUCGGGACUAUCAAUGGCGGGUUUGGACUGCAGCUGGCUGGGUCGAGUCGCACGUAUAUGAUUGUGUAUGGCGUUUUUGCGGCCAUCAUUUGGGUUGGGUGGAUGAUUCUCUCCUUCUUGUCUCAGUGUCUCAAGAGAUCCAAGCCGUCACCAGCUCACAGUGGGAGAAAGAUCUCGAACGAGGAGGUUCCGGUCAUGCGAGAUGUUACUGCUGAUGAGCCACAUGGCGGGCACAAGCAAUAUGCGUAG